Molecule: messenger RNA, 2008 nt
Organism: Sceloporus undulatus (fence lizard)
Lineage: Eukaryota; Metazoa; Chordata; Lepidosauria; Squamata; Phrynosomatidae
Exons: 4
Coding region: 535-1425 (296 amino acids)
Source: RefSeq, a predicted model, not a curated record
UAGAAAUAAAACAACCCAUCCUGAUUUGAUUAAAGGUCAUUAGAACAUACUUGUUUUGUGCAGGGUUUUAUGGAGCUUUAAGUGCAUAGAACAGAUGUGGGCAAUUGGCUGCCCUUGGGUUUGCUGAAGUCUCAUACAGUAUCUAUGUAAAAAUGGCCAUGACAAGUAAAUAGCAGCAUUCUAUGCAUUAUUUAAGUGGGUUUGUUUUUUUCAAACUUUUAAGUAAAAUAUAGUAAUUUUUCUGCUACAUAACACUGUAAACUUGCUAAUGCAAAUAUGCAAUCCCACAGUCUAUGAUAUACUGUAAUUUUAUAGUUAAUUUUAUAGUGUGACUAUAUUUAAUUAAAAAUUCUAAUUUGCUACAUCAGCCCACUCACUUUCAGUGCAGGAGGUAGGAUAUUGAACUAAAGACUCGAGUCAAUCCUGUCUGCUCCAGGUUAUUUCAGAAGCAACAUCUUCUGCAACUCACAUCAGCUUCAGCCAGCACAAACAAUGAACUGGAUUGUUUAGCUUUGUCAGCAAAGUGCAGCUACCAUGAGUCAACAUAAAGAAGAUGAACCAACAGAUAAGGAGGAGAAGAAUGAAUUAUUGCCUUUAAAUUGCAGAGUAUCAGAACUGACACUGGCCUGUGGAUGCCUUAAAUGGGGACAAGAGAAGCACUUUUAUCGGAUGGAUUUUUUGGAAUCCCAUGCAUCCCUUUUCCAUGCUGUUCGGUCAGUUGUAAAAUCAUGGAGGAAGGCUGCAGAAUAUAAUAGGGGCAAACACUUGGAGGUCAAGAAAUCUGAUGGUAGUCCUUGGGAGAAAGAUGUUGUAAAGGAAUAUUUCAGUAUACUGAAAGACAAAAAAGAAGACAAAGACACUGUCACACGACAGCAUUCUAAAUCCAUCUGCAGAUCUGUACAUUCCAAACAUCUUAUGUCAAAAAGCAGAAGUGUUAUUUUUAGAAAACAAAGAAAACCUGAUCUUGAAGAGUUGCCACCAUCAUGCUUGUUUCCUUACCUGGUUUUAAUUAAGAAUUGUGUCCCUUUGCCACUCUCCAUCCUCCAAAGACUAUGUCUCUCUGGAGAGAUACUGUGCAAGAUUCAGUAUUUUUCACGGAAGCACAGAAAGAAGAAAGAAGUAACUCUGCCUGAAUCAGAACGCCGAGUUCCGAAACCACAGACAGAAACAGAAGUAAAGUACGUCACUUUUGACAGCCUGAAGGAACUGCAGUGGAUGUUAUUUAAAGGCUUGGUAAAAAGGAAACCCAAAACUGUUGGAAUGUGGAGGGAACCGGUAUACAGUUUUGGGAUUCAGUGUGUAGCUCCUGUCAAAAAAGCAGAAUACAUCCUCCCCUUGAUACCAAAAGACUGGAUAAUUGAUGACUCUCUCAAGUUUUCAGAAGAAAUGACACACCUGCUUCUCCAAUACGAUCCACGCUCAUGAAUGUGAAGGCAAUGUCUGAAGUUCUGGAGAAAAUCCAUCUAAAAUGAACUGAACAGUUCUCAGUGUUGGUAUAAUUACUAUACAGUAAUGCUAAUAAUACAAAACAGAUUUGUACCCUUUGUCAUCUGUUCAGAGCAUUCAUGGUGGUCUGAAGUACAUAGGGAAGACAUAUUUAUUGAUUAAAAUAUUUAUGUCCUGACAUCUGUCCACAACAUUUGAACCCAGGCCCAAGAGUUACCAUAGUUCCACACAUGUGUGCUUUUCCUCUGUUGUGUUAUCUUUACAUGUGCUUGGAAUAAUGGUUAAAAACUAUAGAAAUAAUAAUCUUGUGUGGAAUUGCUGUCAUACUUAAGAGUUUUAAAAUUCACUUUAGGUUUGGCACAUAGGUGCUUUAAAUAAAACAAACAUGGGCAUAAUUAUAUCAUUCAUAGACAGAUAAACAGAUAUAUCAAUUAUAUCACAGACUUGAGAGGUCAGGCAGGCCCUGUCCUUGCUCUCCUUCCAUCAGCAAGUUAAAACAUUUUUAUGCUAUCAGGCUUUUACAAACUGACUAGAAUUGGGCUUUUAAUGCUGUGGAGUUCUG